UCAUGCUGCUGCCAGGUCCAGAGUGUCUCAUGGGUCCCUGUAUGGCCUCCCAUUGCUGCUGUCUCCAUCGCCACACUCUGCCAUGUGCCACUUUCAGGUCUCUCUCACACUGCUGGUGUGUUCCAUUUUUUGUCAUAGGGUGCUGGCAGAUUACGGGCCUCCCAUUGCUGCUGCCAGGCCCGUAAUCUGCCGUGGGCCCCUGUACCGCCUCCUCAUGCUGCUGCCAGGUCCAGAGUCUCUCAUGGGUCCCUGUACGGCCUCCCAUUGCUGCUGUCUCCAUCGCCACACUCUGCCAUGUGCCACUUUCAGGUCUCCUCACACUGCUGGUGUGUUCCAUUUUUUG
Molecule: messenger RNA, 343 nt
Organism: Staurois parvus
Lineage: Eukaryota; Metazoa; Chordata; Amphibia; Anura; Ranidae
Source: the annotation of a GenBank genome assembly